Molecule: messenger RNA, 2915 nt
Organism: Salvelinus fontinalis (brook trout)
Lineage: Eukaryota; Metazoa; Chordata; Actinopteri; Salmoniformes; Salmonidae
Product: transmembrane protein 144-like
Exons: 12
Coding region: 400-1584 (394 amino acids)
Biological process (GO): carbohydrate transmembrane transport
Cellular component (GO): membrane
Molecular function (GO): carbohydrate transmembrane transporter activity
Source: RefSeq, a predicted model, not a curated record
UCCCUGUCUUGCGUGAGCAUGCCGGAUAUUACGGAGGAACCAGGAGCCCACACGGGAAAAGCCGAAAGAGGAAACUUACACUGACAGGAACAUUGACAAAAAAGACUCUCCAAUGGUAAACGGCCUGAGUAAACUCUUAUUUAUCCACCAUCUUUGGGGUUAAUAAUGCUCGGAGGUGCAAAACGAACUGCACGGUGGUCAUGUGAUAACACGGUGGUCAUGUGAUAACACGGUGGUCAUGUGAUGUACACGGAAGUGUAACUCCUCCGUACUGCAGUUGUCAGUACCUUGCAGAGUUUUAGAAGCGGUCUACACCGUUAACGUCUAGUAGUAUAUUCAAAUAGCUGGUUAAUGUAGCAUAGGUUAGUAGUCAGCUCGUAUCUAGUCCUCUCUGCCGCCAUGUUGUUGUUGAGUGUUGUGAGCAGUGUCUGUCUGCUCCUAGCGACGCUACAGGCAGAGCUGGUACAAUGUGACGCCGUAUUGAACAUCUCUACAGGUGAGAAUGUCGGACAACUCGGGAAGGAUUCGGUGCAGCUCGUGACUAACUCGUCCAACGGCACCGAGCUAACCUACGGCUUCGUCUCGUGCGGAGUGGCCGUUCUGUUUUACGGUUCUAACUUUGUCCCCGUGAAGAAAAUACCCACCGGAGACGGUCUGUUCUUCCAGUGGGUGCUGUGUGCAGCAGUCUGGAGCGUCUCUCUGGUGGUCAACAUUAUUCUGGGGUCUCCCACCUUCUGGCCUCUAGCCAUGCUGGGGGGGGGCAUCUGGGCUACAGGUAACAUCACGGUGGUCCCCAUAGUGAAAACCAUCGGUCUGGGCCUGGGCCUCCUCAUCUGGGCCUCUUUCAACCUCCUCAUUGGUUGGGCAAGCUCCAGGUUUGGCUGGUUUGGGAUCGAUGCUGAGGAAGUUUCUAACCCAACACUCAACUACUGUGGAGCAGGUUGCUGUCUGCUCAGUGCUGUAAUCUUCUUCUUUGUGAAGAGUGAUGUUCACAGUCAGUCCUCCAGACCAGAGGAAGAGGAGCCACUACUCCUAGACGGGCGUGUAAAUGCAGAUGGUGUGACGUCGUCUGAUGACUCGUGGGUCGACACACUAAGACCGCGGACCAAAAGACUGGUUGGUUCUCUCCUGGCUGUAGCAGCAGGGUUGUUGUAUGGUACCUCCUUUGUUCCAGUUCUCUACAUUAAGAACCAUGCAGCACAUCAUGACAGCCGCUUCACCGGGGCCAGUCAGUUUGAUCUGGACUAUGUGUUUGCCCAGUUCAGUGGGAUAUUCCUGACCAGUACUGUCUACUUCCUGAUCUACUGCGCUGCCAUGAAGAACACACCCAGAGUCUACCCUAGAGCAAUACUACCUGGCUUUGUCUCUGGGGUGAUGUGGGGUGUGGCUACCUGCUGCUGGUUUCUGGCCAACACCUACCUGAGUGCUGUGGUCAGUUUCCCCAUAAUAACCACGGGUCCUGGUCUGAUUGCAGCUCUUUGGGGAGUGGUGGUCUUUAAGGAGGUUAAGGUGCCAUGGCAACAAUUGAACAAGAGGAAGGAAAAAGGAAACCGCACUGCUCUUGAUAGUAUCACCGAUAUUUAAUAAGUUUACGUAUCGGCCUCACGGCCUUAGUCAGAGCUUUUGGGAUUUUUUAAAAAGUUGCACCCUUAUGUAGAUCUGGCCCCACCCACAUCCGUUCUACACAUCGAAGUAGGUUUAGGUUUUAAAAAUGUUUUUUCUUUACAUCCUAGCCUGUGAUGUCACAGAGAAGCAUUCUUUACAUCCUAGCCUGUGAUGUCACAGAGAAGCAUUCUUUACAUCCUAGCCUGUGAUGUCACAGAGAAGCAUUCUUUACAUCCUAGCCUGUGAUGUCACAGGGAAGCAUUCUUUACAUCCUAGCCUGUGAUGUCACAGGGAAGCAUUCUUUACAUCCUAGCCUGUGAUGUCACAGGGAAGCAUUCUUUACAUCCUAGCCUGUGAUGUCACAGAGAAGCAUUCUUUACAUCCUAGCCUGUGAUGUCACAGAGAAGCAUUCUUUACAUCCUAGCCUGUGAUGUCACAGAGAAGCAUUCUUUACAUCCUAGCCUGUGAUGUCACAGAGAAGCAUUCUUUACAUCCUAGCCUGUGACGUCACAGAGAAGCAUUCUUUACAUCCUAGCCUGUGACGUCACAGAGAAGCAUUCUUUACAUCCUAGCCUGUGACGUCACAGAGAAGCAUUCUUUACAUCCUAGCCUGUGACGUCAAAGAGAAGCAUUCUUUACAUCCUAGCCUGUGACGUCACAGAGAAGCAUUCUUUACAUCCUAGCCUGUGACGUCACAGAGAAGCAUUCUUUACAUCCUAGCCUGUGACGUCACAGAGAAGCAUUCUUUACAUCCUAGCCUGUGACGUCACAGAGAAGCAUUCUUUACAUCCUCGCCUGUGACGUCACAGAGAAGCAUUCUUUACAUCCUAGCCUGUGACGUCACAGAGAAGCAUUCUUUACAUCCUAGCCUGUGACGUCACAGAGAAGCAUUCUUUACAUCCUAGCCUGUGACGUCACAGAGAAGCAUUCUUUACAUCCUAGCCUGUGACGUCACAGAGAAGCAUUCUUUACAUCCUAGCCUGUGACGUCACAGAGAAGCAUUCUUUAGAUCCUAGCCUGUGACGUCACAGAGAAGCAUUCUUUAGAUCCUAGCCUGUGACGUCACAGAGAAGCAUUCUUUACAUCCUAGCCUGUGACGUCACAGAGAAGCAUUCUUUACAUCCUAGCCUGUGACGUCACAGAGAAGCAUUAUUUAAAUCCUAGCCUGUGACGUCACAGGGAAGCAUUCUUUACAUCCUAGCCUGUGACGUCACAGGGAAGCAUUCUUUACAUCCUAGCCUGUGACGUCACAGGGAAGCAUUCUUUACAUCCUAGCCUGUGACGUCACAGGGAAGCAUUCUUUACAUCCU